AUUGAACCAUCACUUUGGCACUAUUAAGAAUAUAUAGGACAAAACGCAUAUAAAUUCUUGAAAAAGACGAAAAAACAACCAACGUCUACGUCAAUCUUGAGAUAAUAAACAACAACAAAAUGACUUGAUAACUCCAGAAACCCCAUAUAAGCGUAGAUAAGUAGCGUAUAUAAAUACAAAUGGGUUAACGCUUUCAUUUAAACACAGGAUCCGCAAGUUUUUUGAAGAACUAACAACGAUGAACAUACCAAGAUUGUUUUCAAUGACGAUACUUUGUGCAUUUUGCAUUGGAUUAACGAUAUGUGCUGUGAGGCGACGUAAGAAAAUAUGCGACGGUGCGCGGGACAAAAAGGCUCCAUUAGAACUUGCCCCCAAGUCGAGCGGUCCAGAGGCUUCUGAAGUGAAGGACGAAUACAUUGUUAUGUUGAAUCCAUCCAUUUCUGCUGCCGUAUCAAGAUCUAAGGUGACAUCUUUUGGUGAAACUGUGAGCAUUGCAGCUAAAGACGAGGUUCUUGCGCACGCGCUUUCAGGAUCUAUUGACCCUCUACCAAAUAGGCGGGUUGAUGACUUGGUCAGUUUGGAAAUAAACGACACAUACGCCCUCAACUCAUUCGUUGUGAACACAGAUUCCAAGACAAUUGAUGACCUUCGUUGCGAUCCAAACGUUUUGAUAAUUGAAUCAGACCAAGUUGUCUCCAAGACCCGAAGGAGAAGACCGCGACGUACGACAACGACUAUCAAACCAACUACACAACCUGCCAGUAACCUAGAUUGUCCCGUAAACUGCGUUCGUUAUGACGUCACUAACGUAUGGGGCCUCGAUAGAGUAGACCAGUUGACCAAAAACAGAGAUGGUUACAUGACAAUAAAGGAGCCAAAGGAAGGAGUCGACAUUUACGUGUUGGAUACGGGCAUUGAUCGUAACCAUCCUGAAUUCGAAGGACGGGCAUAUCACGGUACUACCACUGUGUAUGCGCCAGGCAGUGACUCCCACGAUGUUGAUGGUCACGGGACUCACGUCGCAGCGACUGUGGCUGGUAAAACUUACGGCAUCGCUAAGAAAGCACGUAUUUUUGCCGUUAAGGUACUCGGGGAUAAUGGUGGUGGGACUACAUCAUCCAUCCUCCGUGGUCUACAAUGGGUUAGGCAGCAAACGAAACGCAGUUCGAGGCGGUCGGUAAUAAAUAUGUCCCUUGGUGGACGUGGAAGUAAAACAGAAGACGCGUGGGUUAAUGCCUUGGCAUCUGAGAAUGUCCCGGUGGUUGUUGCAGCAGGGAACUCUCACAGACCUGCCAGUUACUAUUCACCUAGCAGGGCGACAGGCGUAUUUACUGUGGCUGCUUCUGAUUGGACGGAUAAUUUAUGCUCAUUCUCCAAUUAUGGCAAGAGUGUAGAUAUCAUAGCCCCAGGCGAGCAGAUUCUUAGUGCAAUACCUGGUAAUCGGGCUGUUGCCCUGAGUGGAACCUCAAUGGCUAGUCCACACGUGGCGGGAAUUGUAGCUGACUACCUCAGUCACUAUCCAGAUAAGUCAACCGCCCAAGUCAAAUCCUGGCUUCAAGAAAACUCCAUCAAAAGUGCCGUUUACCUUACUAAAACCGAGAAUCGAUAUACGGUUAACUACCUCGCGAAGGCUCUAGCUUGCGAUGGUUAGUGUCCAAGCCUUGACACUUUGUUGGAUGACAAUCAGAAUGUUCCAAAUGAUGGUAACCAGCCAGAUCCUGCUAAUGGAUGCAAAACGAGUGUGGACAAUGAAUGGGGGAUGAACAAUGGGAAGGGCCUUUCCGAAUGAUUGUAAGGCCGUUCAGAAAGAUUUACCAAUGAUAAUGCCCUGUAAAUACCCAAGCAUAUAUGAUGUGAUGGCUUAUGAUCAAAACUUACGCGACGCAGCUAUUCAAUAUUUAUAGACUAAUGACUUAGCUUAUGAUGGAGUUUUUGAAAAAAUAAGAUGAAAUUGCCAUGUUGACAAACGUCCACUCUCUAUAUAUCUAUAAAUAUACACGGUGUGCCAAAAAACGUCAACAUUUGCCUCCUGUAUUUGUAUAAAAGGUUAAAACAUGCGAGACUCCAUAUUUCGGAUGAUAAUAUUAGGUAUUUUUGAAAAUCAAAC
Owenia fusiformis is the source of this 2107-nucleotide messenger RNA. The record is from the annotation of a GenBank genome assembly. Lineage: Eukaryota; Metazoa; Annelida; Polychaeta; Sabellida; Oweniidae.